UAGAAAGAAAAAUAUCGGCCUUUCUCCCCUUCGUUUUGUCCUCCUAAUAUUGCCGUGCAGUGCAUCCCGUCACACCCACUUGCCCGCAAGACAACACCGGAGAUGUUUACCGAAGAACGGACGUCAGAUAUGGAUGUGGAAUCGCCAUCACACCAUUCUGACAAAGCUCGCCCUCAUUCUAUAUAUCAUGCUUAGCUCGCCCUCAUGUCUCUGUGGGAAGACAUGGAGGAAGCUGUCGAAGCCUGUCGGUCUCGCUUCUCCCUCCUCUUCUUCUCCUUGGCGGCCGUCGUCGUGCUCCUCGCGAUGGUGUUCAGGGUCCUGAGGUCCAUGCCGUGGUGGUGCAGCUGCCCGGUGUGCGAGGCGUACGUGACCAACUCCUGGGCCGCAAGCUUCGACAACCUCUGCGACUGGUACGCCCACCUCCUCCGGGAGUCGCCCACCCGCACCAUCCACAUCCACGUGCUCCGCAACACCGUCACCGCCAACCCUGACAACGUCGAGCACAUGCUCAGGGCCCGCUUCGACAACUACCCCAAGGGCAAGCCUUUCUCCGCCAUCCUCGGCGACCUGCUCGGCCGCGGCAUCUUCAACGUCGACGGCGACCCCUGGUGCUUCCAGCGCAAGAUGGCCAGCGCUGAGCUCGGCGGGGCCUCCGUCCGAUUUUUUGCCUCCUGCGCCGUGGCCUCCGAGGUCCGCGGCCGCCUCCUCCCUCUCCUCGACGUCGCGUGCGGCGGUGGCCGCGUCCUCGACCUGCAAGAUGUGUUCCGUAGGUUCGCCUUCGAUAGCAUGUGCAAGAUCUCGUUCGGGCUCGACCCCGGUUGCCUUGAGCUGUCGCUGCCGAUGUCCGACUUCGCGGCGGCCUUCGACAAGGCCUCGAGGCUGUCAGCCUGGCGGGCGACCGCGACGAUGCCCCUGGUAUGGAAGGCCAAGCGGCUCCUCAACUGGGGAUCGGAGAGAGAACUGGGGGAUGCGAUCGGCCUGGUGAACCUCCUCGCCAAGGAGCUCAUUCGCCAGCGAAGGAAGCUGGGGUUCUCCUCCAACCACGAUCUCCUCUCUCGAUUCAUGGCCUGCGUCAACGACGACGAUGACAAGUACCUUCGAGACAUCAUAAUUAGCUUCUUGCUGGCCGGGCGCGACACCGUCGCCUCGGCCCUGACCUGCUUCUUCUUCCUGCUGUCCCGCCACCCGGACGUCCGCUCCGCCAUCCGCGACGAGAUCGACCGCGUCGUGGAACGCGACGCGGUCACCGCCAGCUACGAUCAACUGAGGGACCUGCAGUACGUGCAUGCGGCCAUCUACGAGAGCAUGCGGCUGUACCCGCCGGUGCAGUUCGACUCCAAGUUCUGCCUCGAGGACGACGUGCUGCCCGACGGGACCGCCGUCAGAAGGGGCACGCGGGUGACGUACCACGCCUACGCCAUGGGGAGGAUGGAGGAGCUGUGGGGGAGCGACUGCAGCGAGUUCCUGCCGCAGCGGUGGCUGAGGAAUGGAGCGUUCAACCCCGAAAGCCCGUACAAGUACCCCGUGUUCCAAGGCGGCGUCCGGGUGUGCCUCGGCAAGGAGAUGGCGCUGAUGGAGAUGAAGACCGUGAUCGCGGCGGUGGUCCGGCAAUUCGACGUCGAAGUAAUCUCAGCCGACGAAGGCGGAGGCGGAAACCGGCCGCCCAGGUUCGCGACCGGCCUCACCGCCUCUCUGAAGGGGGGCCUUCCGGUCCGAGUUCGCCGGAGGGUGGAAAGCUCGGCCGAGCCACGGCGCGGCGCAUGUUAGGCGCAGCGCGGUGGGGCAUGCUAAAGAGCGCCGUAUCGUGUGAGUAAGUACCCUGUGAUGAGGUCAGGUCAACCCAUGUAUAGAAUUAAGCACGUGGUGGUAUGUAUAUGUUACUGAUGUCCGUGCUGGCCUGCGUUGUAAUGUGACAUGUGAUUGCCGGCCACCAAGUGGUGCCUCCAAAAAGAGUACCUAUUUUAUUUA
Messenger RNA from Musa acuminata AAA Group (dessert banana), 1968 nucleotides. Its product is annotated as cytochrome P450 94C1. NCBI's taxonomy places the organism in Eukaryota, Viridiplantae, Streptophyta, Magnoliopsida, Zingiberales, Musaceae. Bases 205 to 1767 code for a protein of 520 amino acids. The transcript has a single exon. Gene Ontology annotation, molecular function: heme binding; oxidoreductase activity, acting on paired donors, with incorporation or reduction of molecular oxygen; iron ion binding. The record is from RefSeq and is a predicted model, not a curated record.